AUGGGGCUGACUGAUGCGUCGGGCGGAACUAUCAGAUCGCACCUCACCAAAGUGUUCUUCGACAUGGUCAAAGACAAGGACUCCGGCGCCCAGUUUCACGGACCCCGCUGCGACGCCAAAGAGUACGAUGCGGAGUUCGACCAGCAGACGCAGCACCCAGGGCUGCGACUCAGGGCCAGCACGCGGGCCGUGCGGCGCUGGGUCGACGAGUUCGUUGUGGGCCACAAUUUCUGCCCCUGGGCGGGCCCCGCGCUCGCGGUCGGGGGCGUGCGCGUGGUGGCCAGCGACGCGAGGUCUGCGGAGGGGGUGCUGGUGGACCUGCGCGCGGAAGCCGAGGCGCUGCCCCCGGGCGGCAGCGCCCCAUGCGAGGGGCAGGCGGUGACGACGCUUCUGGCCUGCCCGCACGUGGCGGAGUGGGGCUCGCCCUCGGCAUUCCAGGCCUUCUACGACACCGUGCUGGCCAGCGGCUAUGUCUUCGCCAGCCUGGAACUCUACAUCCCCGCGCCGGGCGGCGACGCGGGCGCGCGCCCGCAGCUCGCCGCUGGCGACAGGCUGCAGCUCGGUGAGGGCCCAAGCGGCGUGCCCGUGCUGGCGACGGUGCUGGACCCGAGCGCGGGCUUCGGGGAGGGCGGCCAGCGGUUGGCGAGGGUCCAGGUGGACGGCCGCGGCGAGACGUUCAUCUCCGCAGGGGGCCGCGACACGCCAGCAACAUGCCUGGUCAGGGCCACCCUAGGCGCCUUCUGCGGAUCCUCUGCCUGCCGCCGGAGCCGGCGGGCGGCGGCGCGGGCGGUGCGGCGAGUUUUCUCUCCCGCGCGCCGAGGCCCGUGCUCCACCUGCUGCGGGUGGACGACCUGGACCGCGCGGAGGACCGCGACCUGCAGAGGCGGAACCGCCAGCGCGCCGAGGAGCUGGGCGCCGAGGCCUUGCAGGCGCUGCAGGGAGGCGGAGGGCCUCUGCUCGCCGAGGCGUUGCAUGUGGGAGUGGCUGCUCCGGCGCGGUCCCGAGUACCUGGCCCAGGGGCUCGUCAACUACGCGGCGCGCUGCCCUGCGAUCCCCGCCUGCCCGGCCUCGGGCUGCCCGCCCUGCCCAGGGCUGGUGUGCGGGGACUGCGCGGUGCCGGCCUGCCCGGCCUGCCCGGCCUGCCUGGGCACCUCGGCGCCGCCUGCGGCGGCCGAGGCCGACUGCAGGCCCGCGGAGGCGGAGGCCGCCUGCAGGGAGUCGGGGCUGGGGCUGCUGGCGUACCUGAUUUUCUUGCUCGGCGUCGUGGUCGGCGCCCUCGUAGUGUCCAGCGGCUGGGGCUGCCUGCGUGUGCUGAGGCGCAUCGGCCGAGCUGCUGUCAAGAAGACCGAGAGCGAGGAUGAGCUGGAGUUACGACUGGUCAACGACUUCAACGGACGUGCUCGCGGUGCGGUGGAGCCAGGGUACCGCGACGUGCCAGCUGGCGUACCGCGCGACCGGGUGUACCGCUUCAGGCGUGAGCCGUCGGCGGCGCGGGACGCCGAGUUCCAGCAGGCCGCCGAGGCCGAGGCGGGGUCGGAGGGCCGCCUCCUCGCGGAUGCGCAGGGCGUGGCCCCUCCGCCCGCGGGCUUCGUCUGGCUGCUGCCGAUUGACGCCGUGGGCCAGGUCGUUGGAGCUGACGCGGGGGCGCUAGUGGCCGCUGCUGCCCCUGCUGCCCCUGCGGCGGUGCCUGGUGCGGUGCCCGUCGGAGCCCUCGUCGCCGGAGCCGCCGCUGCUGCAGCUGCGCCGGUGGCAGCGCCGGCCCCGCGGCUGCAGGGGCCCUUGCAGGGCGUCGCGCCUGUGGGCGCCUUGCCCGGCGUCGCGACGCUGUGGCGAGCGGCCGAGAGCGGCGGGGGCUUCCGCUUCGGGGACCCUGUCGCGGGCCACGUGCGGACGGCACGGGCGCUCGGGACCAAGGACUUGCACGUGCUGGCCGACGGGGCGGCGCUCUUCGUGGAGGAGGUCUCGCCUGCCAGCGAGACGAGCUUCUUCGACAAGGGCGUCUCAGGGGACGCUCGCAUCAUGGCCAUGCGCCGGAACAGCCAGGGCAGGCGCGAGCGGACCUGGGCCGCGAUGGUGGCGGAUGUGGCGCGCGAGGAGGGGCUCGGGCUGGGCGGGCACCGCGAGCGCUUCAGGAGCGCGCGAAAGCUCGAGAGCUCGAGCUGGGGCGUGUCAGAGCAUUAUUGCGUCGCGCAGGCCUUGGAGCUCGGGCUCUUGACCGACCAGGUCGACGGAAGCAACCCCAUGAUGGUCGAGAGCCUCUUCCGCCGCCCCCAGACGAUAGAGUUCGCUCACUCCGAGCGAGCUCGCGAGCAGGAGGCGAAGGGCUGCGGCGGCAAGCUGAGCCCGGAGGAGCAGAUGGCCUUCAACCCCCGGAAGGCGAGAGAGGAGCGCGAGGCGGCUCGCAAAGACGACAAGAGUAAGAAGGGCAAUGACAACGGGUGA
Prorocentrum cordatum is the source of this 2442-nucleotide messenger RNA. The record is from the annotation of a GenBank genome assembly. NCBI's taxonomy places the organism in Eukaryota, Dinophyceae, Prorocentrales, Prorocentraceae.